Microbotryum saponariae is the source of this 1899-nucleotide messenger RNA. NCBI's taxonomy places the organism in Eukaryota, Fungi, Basidiomycota, Microbotryomycetes, Microbotryales, Microbotryaceae. The record is from the annotation of a GenBank genome assembly.
AUGAGUUCCAGUUCGGACCCUUUAUCGGUCCUGCGCUCGGUGCUCAGUUCGGACCCUUCCUCGCGCAUCACCUACCUCGACGCGAGCUCGAGCCCGACCACCUCGCUCUCCUCCGCGACCCAGCUCGUCCUCCCCUCCUCCCCCCCUACGACCUUUUCCAAAGCGAUCCCGACCCGCUUCACUUGCGCCUCCACCACCACCACCACCUACGACCUCGCCACCUUGGUCUUUGCCUGGCUCUCGCGCGAGCAAGGUGUAGGAGAAUACCUCAAGAACGCACGCGAUGAACAAGUUGGCUUCGUCGCUAUCACCGAUCGAAGGAUCGUAUUGGAUUACUUGGCGGGCAAGGUUGGGGGGGGGAAGCGGGAGGGAGGAUACUGAAAGAGGGGAGCGGUGGGCAGGACGUCGUCGUCGUCGCCGAGGAGGGCAAGACGUCUGGCGAAGCGACUACGACUGCCGCAUCAGCGACCACUUCCGCGUCUACCACCACUCGACCUACUCUACCCACAAGCUCAACCACCACAACAACAACCACCCAAGAUAAUCGACCUUUGAAGAGACCGGCCUACCAAACCGACCAGCAAGACUUUGAACGCGUGAAACGACUGAUGCAGAUCGUACAGGGUCCCGUGUACGCCAACAUCGCACCGGACAACUCCAGCCUCGAACCGACCGGGUUCGCCAUCAAGAACAGAGAGACCGUGUUGAGGGGGGAGAGGACCAAUGUGAGCCAGCGCCGAGCCAGCGCCGAGCCAGGGUGGAGCCAGCAUGGGGCCAGCGUGGGGUGAACUGCUUCUCUGUGGGAAGGGGCUAAUCAUCUCUUUCUGUGUUGAUUCCAGAACUUUGAAUCCGUACUCACCCUCCUAGCCCCCCGUCUGAAACUCAUCAAAGACAACCACUUCGAAGCUCGACCCUCGGCUUCGACCUCCACCUCCACGACCCCAGCACCAGGAACGACCUCUUCAUCGUCGGGCAAGAACAGGCGCAAGGCCUUGAACCCCAUCAUCAUGCUUUCACCAAGCGAGACCGCGCUGUUGAAUCUAUACAACAUCAAGGCAUUCUUGGAGAGGGCGCAGUACAUUUUUUAUCGGGGCAACGCAUGGCUCUAGUGAUCAGUAAAAAACUUACUCCCCUCCCACCCACUCAGAUACGUCGAACCCUCGAAAGCUAAACUCGACGCCGGCGGCGAAGAAACCGACAUGGUCAUAGUGCAUCAUGCACGCGCCAGUUCCACCAUCGCCUCCAGUGUCGAAUCCCGGAAUGGCUGGACGAACGAUCCGAACGCCGCGUUGAGAGGUGGGGCAGGAGGGGCGAGGUAUUUCGUCGUGAAUUCGGUCGAGGCGUUGGCCAAGUUUGGAUCGUUGGAUGAUGCUUGGUUCGUGCAAAACAAAUUUCAGACAAAGAUGUGGAAAGGCUCUUGGGGACGGGGCGGGAAGGCGCUGACGUGUUGGUCGUUUGUGCUGGCUUGGAACAGGGAUCGAGUCGUGUGCGUGAUGACCACAGGACAAGAAUGGCAGUUCCGCCCUUACAAAUGGCGCGAACCGAAAGAACUGUUCCAUCACGGUACGUCCCUCUAUUCGUCCCUACUUUCACACCGUCAAGCACAAGCCCAUCCCGAAACGUGCCUUGGAAUUCACAGUCAAGGGCGUGUUCGUGCAAUACACCCACGAAGCGCCGAACCCCAAAGUCCGUUCGUGGAACGUCACUGAGCUACGCGUACGUACUCACCAAAAGAACUCUUCACCCUCUCUGGAACAACCCCAACUAACCGUUCUUCAUGUCCGUCCGAUCUAAAAGGUUGAUCGUAAGAACAGGCACAUUGACAAGUCGACGGUCGCGGAUUUCUGGCGGAGCUUGGACGCGUGGAUCGCCAUGUACAAGCCGCAUUUGCAUGUAUAG